UGAGGGCAGCCGUGCGGGGUCAGCUGGGCCUGGGACCGGGUGAUAUAAAGGCGGGGCAGGCGGAAGGAGGGUCAGUACGUGUUUGGUGGUGAAGGGAGGCGGGUGACGACGUGUGGCUGGCUGUCGGCGCCACGGUGGUAUUUCACGGUCCCCAAGCAACAGGUGGAAGAGGAGGCAGGUGUCCAAUGCAGGCACUGAGAACACUGAUAAACCGGUGAACCAGAAACAUGCGGUCCAUUGUAAGGACUCUCGUGAACACAAAAGACACGAAAAACUAACACUUACAAGAAAAGUGAAAGAGAAACCUUGAACAUUAAAAAUACGAAAAAAAAACAACAACUAACAAACACCAGAAAGAGAUAAAGUGAGAAAGGAACCUGAACUCCCUACCUGCAAUUAGUGAAGUUGAAAGGAGGAAGGUAAAAUAAAGAUAAGGAUCAGCGUUCGACUGCCAUCGGGAAGACAAUGCGUCGGCAGGCCAACUUCUACCUGGCAACACUGUGGCUGGUGUCUAUAAAAGGAGCGUGGAGCACAGGCCUGCCGCGGGUGUGGUGGCUGCCUGGCACUGCCGUCGAGGAGGGGGGCACCAUAGCGCUUCAGUGCCAGGUGGCGUCGGCGGAGUUCGGUCCGGCCAUCUGGCUGAAGCUGGACCCCGAGGACCCCAACAACCACGUGCUUCUUUCCCACGGCGACCUGCUCAUCACGGAGGACACGAGAUUCUCCGUCAGCCACAACCUCCGCGAUAACAUAUUCGUGCUCCAGAUCGACCGUGUGUCAGCGGCGGACGCGGGGAGUUACCAGUGCCAGGUGCCCGUCAGCUCAGAGGAGGAGGAGCUCAAGGUGGAGGCCGCCCCGCCUGUUGUGGUGACGCUAUUAACUGAAAGACUGGAUUCCUCCUCGUCCCUCCCUUCCUUCAGCCCCUUCUGCCUCCUCCUCUUACUCCUGCUGGGUCUGGCAAGAUAAGGGUGUGACAAGAGGACAGAACUCAUUUAAGAGGAGGAAGAGGAAGUGUGAUAGUAUUUUAAUGGCUGCCAGCGUUGGUGAAAGGUGUAUUCAUUAUGUUGUGGGAAUAAAAGGUGUGUGGUGAUAUUUAUGUUAUAUUAGAAGAGGUGUUACAAGAUUUGGUGUGAAUGUUUCCAGUGUGUUGAGUGAUGGUGUGAAAAUGUAUGUGGGUAUCCUUAGCUUUAAGAUUUAUCAUGUAAUACACUAAUUUUUUGUAUUCCUAUUGACAGCAUAGGAUAAUUCGUUACUUACCACUGUAUUUUGUAACUGUUUCUUUCUUGGCUAAUUCACUAAUUCAUUUGUUUAGUCAUUUCCCUAUUUUUGUAAUUGAUCUUAUAUUCUGCAUGUAGUCUUUAUGAAGGGGAGGUGAAGUGAUACAGGUUCUGUACAAAAGUGUCUUUAAGGCAAUACAUGAUGAGGCAGGUGAUACAUAUCCUAUAUUGCAAUACUGUCAACUGAGUGGAUAAAGAAUGUACACUGUUCUCCACUGACAACAAUGAGUGAGAUAAGAAUGAGCAUUAUUUUGCACUUAGCCAAUACUGAAUAGGCGGGAAAAUAGCACUAUUUUGUACUUUGGCACAAGACAGUAGAGGAAAAAAUUACCUAUAUUUUGUACUUUGGUAAUUCUAAGUGAAUAAAAAGAAAUUAUUUUGUACUUAGAAAAAAAAAUAUCACUGAUGAAACCAACAAUAUUUUGUACUUUGAUAAAAUUAAGAGGGAUAAAAUAAA
Scylla paramamosain (green mud crab) is the source of this 1731-nucleotide messenger RNA. RefSeq names its product lachesin-like. The transcript is spliced from 6 exons. The record is from RefSeq and is a predicted model, not a curated record. The coding region runs from base 466 to 963 and encodes 165 amino acids. Lineage: Eukaryota; Metazoa; Arthropoda; Malacostraca; Decapoda; Portunidae.